Cylicocyclus nassatus is the source of this 447-nucleotide messenger RNA. The record is from the annotation of a GenBank genome assembly. NCBI's taxonomy places the organism in Eukaryota, Metazoa, Nematoda, Chromadorea, Rhabditida, Strongylidae.
AUUACCGAGCCCGCGUACAAAAUUCGAAACUUUUCCUUGCGAUUGAAUGACCGCGGCGGGCGGAAUGAGCGCUUGAAGAAUUUACCUUCGGUGAUUGAAUCGACCCUUCUUGAUUUUAUGGAAGACGUGAUCGGUUAUGGCCACCAGGAGUUGAAAGCACCAGCCUACGACAUGUCCAGUUCCAGUUACUUCGCCAGUCUUGGGAAAAGUGAAAAAGAAAGGCGUGAGAAACUCAAGCGUUUAUCCGCUGAGCGCAUAAGUUACAGAAAAGUCAUGUUCAAGGCCUUGCAAGUGGCUAUGAGGGAUGUUCGCAGCUAUGCAUACGAUCGCGCUGAAAGAAAAUGGAUUCCGAAUGAUAAAGAAACGAUCUCUGCCCCCCGAGGAGUAAAUGAAGAUUUCCCAAAUGGAAUGGACCCGACCUCAUUGAUGACCUCUUCAUUGCGUAUU